Clarias gariepinus (North African catfish) is the source of this 1285-nucleotide messenger RNA. RefSeq names its product spermatogenesis associated 1 (gene spata1). The record is from RefSeq and is a predicted model, not a curated record. The coding region runs from base 1 to 1215 and encodes 404 amino acids. NCBI's taxonomy places the organism in Eukaryota, Metazoa, Chordata, Actinopteri, Siluriformes, Clariidae. The transcript has 10 exons.
AUGCGUGAGAGAGCUACAGCCUCAGAGUGUGUGGAGCUCCAUGUGUUUUUUGUGCCAGACGAGCAGUGGAACUCAAGGUUGAAUAAAGUGUCCGUCGAAGCCAUAGACAGCUUCAUAUCAGGAGGAUUUAUCAGAGUACAUCCAGACAAAAGUCUCAAAGCCAUUAGAGAAGAACUUGGGUCAUUACUCCUCCGAUCUGAGGUUAUGGACAGAUAUUACUUCUUAAAAUGUGUUGGUAGAAGCCUAGCAAUGGUCAAAGCCAAACAAGAGAAAGACCUAAAAGCAAAAUCCUUUGCUCCACCUUAUUCUCCUUACCCAGAGCUGUACCUGCUGCCAGUUAAAGAGAAUUUCAACAGCCAUUGCUCCAGGUCGCUAAGCUCAGGCACUGUUCUUUACAACACCGAUUCUCAGACAUGUUAUCCUCCUAGACCCAUUUUUGCACCUGGCCAGACAAAAGAACCCACUAAAUUCCCACUAAUCAAACAAGGGCCCCAGCAAUAUGUCCUAGCCCGAAGUUUAGGAAAUGAGAGUAGCUCCAGUUCUUUGGAGGGGAGGGAGCAAGACACUCCAGGAUGUGAAUACUCUCAGCUGCAUGUGGAUAGAGCCGAAACGAUAGCCCCUGUUUUGUGUGAUUCAACUCCUCGCGCCCUUUCCCAGCCUCUCCAUGAGCAAAAGACCACACCUGAACUUUCAUCUAACAGGGAUGAUCUGCUGAAAGAAAUCAGACUGGUCAAAGAAGAGAGAAAAAAACUAGAAAAGACAAGACAAGAACUUCUGAGAAAAGGAAAAGAACUGCUAGCUCUGAACAGACACUAUAGGAACCAAGCACGAGACAAAUGGAAAAGAAGGUAUUUUGACACCAAAAAAUCCACAGCGCCACUGGAAGAAACUUUAAAAAGGCUUCGCCAGGAACUUGAGACAUUUUACAACAAAUUGGUUCAGCAACUACAGGCCAGAGAUGGACGAAACAAACAAAGACGAGCAGGGAAACUGUCAAGUACAAAGAAUGACCUGAUAAUUCAGAUUAUGACUGAAAGUUGUGAAAUAGAUAACCUGAAGAAAAACAUUGAUGAUGCCAAAAUGAAACUUGACACAGAAAUUAAGCUGAGGAUACAAGCUGCCAUGGAGCUUCAAUCCCUGAAAGCAGAACUAAUGCAGAAAAAGUCUCAGUGCUCAUUUGCUGGGUCUUUCACCGGCUCUGCUGACCUUGGAUAACAUCAUGACUCACUUCAGCAACUUCCUAAAUUUAAAAUGCUAUGAUUUCUUAAUCCUAAUUGAGGCAGCU